AUGCUGACGCUGCGAGUCUGGUACCUCUUCCGCGCCAGCGUGCCUGCACGUCUGUUCGCCGUCUUCAUUUCCGCUUCUUGCCAAAUCGCCGCCUUCGCGAUUCUAGGAGUAAUCUAUAACGACCUCAACGCCGUUUCGUUCGACCUCCCCGGUUUCGAGCUUGAAGACUGCUUGGUUCCCGCUCCAACGAACCUCUGGAGGCUUUGGGUCCCGCCGUUGAUCCUGCAUACCCUGCUAUACGUAUUUACCCCCGUGCAGGCGGUACUGAGGCGCAAUAUGUACGGGAAGCGGAAUGUAGUGCUCGAUAGACUUCUGAGAGACGGAGGUAUGCUGUAUCUAGCUGUGCUCGGUAUUUACUCUCCCGGUAUUUCAUCUUUGUCCUUGAAUGUUGACCGUGGAAUAGUCACCGUCGGAUUCUGCGCUAUUGGCGUGAUGAUCGGCCUUGUCUCAGUGUGCAUGUCACGUGUGAUGUUCAGCAUUCACUCCCUCGCAGAAAACCUCAAUUGCGAUCCCGACUGGCUGCUCAACCAUGUAGAACUCAGCCGGGUCAACUGGAAGAAGGGAUCAACGGACGGCGAGCUGAUGGUGGAGAUGGACGUGGUAGAAGCAACAGAGGAUCCCGAGUACGGUCACCGCUUUGCCGUGAGGACAACGAGGGUCGGCACGACGCCCGAGCCGGAUUACGAGCCGCCGUUUUUGGUUAUGGCAUGACAACAAAUGAUGGAUUUGUGAGGCCUUUAUUCCGGAGAGACAAGAAAGAAUAGAAAUGUCAUCGCCGAGUCCUGCCGGCGCUCUGCACAAUCCAUUCGGGUUCC
Molecule: messenger RNA, 815 nt
Organism: Gloeophyllum trabeum ATCC 11539
Lineage: Eukaryota; Fungi; Basidiomycota; Agaricomycetes; Gloeophyllales; Gloeophyllaceae
Exons: 4
Coding region: 1-711 (236 amino acids)
Source: RefSeq, a predicted model, not a curated record